This is a messenger RNA of Phytophthora sojae, 948 nucleotides long. RefSeq lists its product as hypothetical. The transcript has 6 exons. Bases 1 to 948 code for a protein of 315 amino acids. The record is from RefSeq and is a predicted model, not a curated record. Gene Ontology annotation, molecular function: protein binding. Lineage: Eukaryota; Oomycota; Peronosporomycetes; Peronosporales; Peronosporaceae.
AUGCCAGCGGACUCGUACUCCAUCUUCCCAAACAACUUCGUCGCUCCCCAAGAAGAAGAGCGAGACCUCGACGAUUUAUGCCUGGCGCAGACAUUAUCGAAGCACACUGGCACGAUCUGGACAAUGAAGUUUAGCCACGAUGGCGCUCGGCUCGUGUCAGGAGGUCAAGAUGCCAUCCUACGCGUUUGGAAGGUUCAAAUUAGCUCCGAAGAAGAUGCAAAGGUUGCAAGAGAGAGCGAUGAAAAGCAGAUUCUUGAUGCUGAGCCCGAGAGAUCGUACCAGGGGCACACAAUGCCGAUCGUCGAUGUGUCGUGGAGUCGCAGCAACUUCAUUCUGUCGGCAUCAAUGGACAAGACGGUGAGGCUGUGGCAUAUCUCGCGCGAAGACUGUCUGCAUGUAUUUCAUCAUCCUGACAGUGUGCCAGCGGUGGAUUUUCACCCAAAGGAGGACCGAUACUUUUUAUCCGGGUGCUUCGACAAUAAAGCACGCGUGUGGGAUAUUCCAGACGGUUGCGUGGUUUCCUACGUCCAGACACCAGUGAUGAUCACAGCUGCUAGCUUUAACCCUAGCGGCACCCGUGCCAUUGUUGGCUUACUGAACGGCCAAUGCAUUUUUUACCAAGUCAACUCGCACCAGCAGAUGAAUUACUACACGCAGAUUGAGUGCCGAAACAGUCGGGGGUCGAUGAGAAAGGGGCGCAAGGUCACCGGUAUCGAGUUUGAUCCGGAGGGCAAGUAUUUCUUGGUCAGCACAAACGACUCGCGCAUGCGGCUUUUCUCAGUCGACAACUAUUCCCGAAUAUGCAAGUAUAAGGGCCUCGUAAAUGGCCACCUUCAAAUCAAGGGGAGAUUCAGCCAAGACGGAGACUUCGUAAUUUGUGGGUCCGAGAACGGCUCGGUUUACGUUUGGAACAAAGCAAGGUUUGUUAUCCUGUCGCAGGAAAUGUAG